Messenger RNA from Salvia splendens (bonfire salvia), 2046 nucleotides. RefSeq names its product protein FAR1-RELATED SEQUENCE 5-like. Lineage: Eukaryota; Viridiplantae; Streptophyta; Magnoliopsida; Lamiales; Lamiaceae. The transcript has 5 exons. Gene Ontology annotation, molecular function: zinc ion binding. Bases 1 to 2046 code for a protein of 681 amino acids. The record is from RefSeq and is a predicted model, not a curated record.
AUGGAAGACGUAAGAGUUGUGCCUGCCUGUUCUGAGGAAUUAAAGCCUGUUAUUGGUCAGAAGUUCCAAUCAUUAGAUUUUGCACUCGCGUUUUAUGAUGUGGAAGGCCAGAAGAAGUCCAACGAGGAUGACCAAUUGAAUGCACGUUCCGGUUUCUCCAUGAAGCGCCGGCGCUUAUCUAAGCGAUGUGGAUGUAAAGCGAGUAUAUCCUUCAAGUAUUUCUCUGAUAAUGGACUUGCAGGUUACAUAGUCCAGCAUUUCAACGAGCUUCAUAACCAUGAUAUGGCGAAUAUUGGACCCACACAUACGUUUAAGGUGUUGAAAGAAACUCUUGGUGGGUUUGACCUGGUCGGUUGUACUGUUGGGGACAUCGGGAAUGCGUCACGCGACAUUAAAGCAUAUGCACAUGGAUUCGAUGUGCAAAUGGUGUUGGACGACAUGGCUAAAAAGAAGGAAAUGUCUGAGUCGUACACAUAUCAUUAUGAGGUUAACGAAAACAACCAGUUGGUUGCCUUGUUUUGGUGUGGCGGCUUGAUGAAGAGGAAUUACCACAUGUUUGGUGACAUUGUAGCCUUUGACUCCACGUAUAAAACGAACAGCUAUAUAUGCUUCUAUAACAGAAAGGACAAUCAUGGAAGACCUGUAACCUUUGCGGCUGGCUUGGUAUCCAAUGAGAAAACAGGGACAUUUGGCUGGUUGUUUAGACAUUUUGUUGAAUGCAUGGGCAUAGCACCGAAGAUGAUUGUGACAGAUCAAGACAAUGGAAUAAGAUCAGCCAUUGAAGAGGUUUUGGUUGGCACGCGACACCGAUGGUGUAUGUGGCACAUAAUGCAUAAGUUGGCCACCAAGGUUCCAAAUAGGUUGCUGAGGGAUGAAGCUUUCAAGAAGGAAUUCAGUGCAUGCGUUUGGUCUGAUUUGCUUGAGCCUGACGAAUUUGAAGAGGAGUGGAAAAGAGCUGUGGAAAGUCAUGGGUUGGAAGACUUUGACUGGUUUAACUCAUUGUACGAGCACAGGCAUUUCUGGAUACCGGCGUAUUUUAGAGAUUUUCCACUGGGUUCGAUGAUUAGGACUACGUCCAUUUCCGAAUCGGAGAACAGUUUCUACAAAAGAUUUUUGAAGCCCCGGGCGAACAUAGCCGAGUUCUAUUUGAAUUUCAACCAUGCUGUUGAGUUUCAGCGAAACAGUCGGACUGCUUUAGACUACCACGAUGCCACUGUUUUGCCCAUUUUGGCCACUACCUUGCCGUUCGAGAAACAUGCAUCAACGCUAUACACCGAUACGAUGUUCAAGAGAAUACAAGAAGAAAUCGUUGAGGGUAACGACAGGUGUCGCGUGCUAGGUUUUACUUCGACUGAAUUUGUUGACACAUAUAAGCUUGGGGAUAGCAAUCGAAAAUCGUAUUUGCUGACUCAUGAUAGGAGUGAUGAUUCAUACUGUUGCGAAUGCAAACUCUUCGGUAGGCAUAGAUAUUUGUGCAGUCAUAUUUUUUUCCUGUUCAGGAACAAUGAAGUGAAGAAGAUACCAGAUAAAUACUGCCAAAGUAGGUGGAUGAAGACUCCGCUAGCCAAGGCGGUCCAUGGGGAGUUCCAUGAUGACCUCCCUAUCAGGUCUGUUGUUGACGAUAGGCAAACACUGUCAAAGCAAGGCAUUUCUAUUUUCUGCGGUUUUCUUCGGCGCUUCGAGGGGGACAUUGAAUUGCUAUGGUCAUUUGUAGUUGGCGUGGAAGAACUUGGUAAUUCUCUACAAGCUGGGAAUCCUACAACGUCUGUAGCUGAAAAAAGGCGGAUGGUUGAAGAGUUUUAUGGUAUGGUGCGGCCUGAAGUUGUUGAGGUCCAUCCUCCAGAUGUUGUUAAGACCAAGGGGCAUGCAAGCAGCUCAGCGAGCCGACUGAUUUCGAAGAGAGAAAAGGCUUUAAAGGAUGCGAGUAGGCCUCUUAGACGGUGUAAGGCUUGCGAUGAGAUGGGCCAUCAUGAUUCCAGAAAUUGUCCAAUGCUUAAAGAGAUGGAGAUGGAGAUAGAGUUGGGGAAGGGCAAGCGUUCGAUUUGA